Mobula hypostoma (lesser devil ray) is the source of this 5062-nucleotide messenger RNA. RefSeq names its product probable pleckstrin homology domain-containing family N member 1. Gene Ontology annotation, cellular component: lamellipodium; cytoplasm. Gene Ontology annotation, molecular function: guanyl-nucleotide exchange factor activity. The record is from RefSeq and is a predicted model, not a curated record. The transcript has 12 exons. Lineage: Eukaryota; Metazoa; Chordata; Chondrichthyes; Myliobatiformes; Myliobatidae. Bases 86 to 1468 code for a protein of 460 amino acids. Gene Ontology annotation, biological process: lamellipodium assembly.
CCAGCCUACGUCAAGAAAACAACAGGAAGCUGAAGCAGAAGGAGAUUCUGACACAGGAAGGAGAGAAGUUUUGAAGCAGUCAUACAUGAACUACGUUUCACAGGGACUAUCAGUGAAUUUGUCCACUUUGCAUUCUCCAGAUCUCCACACAAACCAGAGACAGGAAAACAGAACACGCAUUUUGGGCAAAUAUAUCUUAGUAGCUUGUUCCUUUGCAGAGUGUAUUUUAUGGUUACAGAGUGACGUGUUCUCUGAAGCAAGAUGGUUCAGUGGGAAGUUUAUGAUGUGCCGAUGUGAAGCUGGUGAGUGGGCUUGGACACCGCGUGUGCAGGCGUGUGGUUUAGAAAUGGGAUGCAUCAGCGUUACCCCUCGGUGCUGCAGAAACUCCGCAGAACAGGAACAGGAGGAUCUGGUACAAAUACCAAGCUUCAGACACUCCCCCCCUGCAGUGAGUGACCGAGAUGUUACCUCACCCCCAGAGCUGGGUAGACUGAUAGAGCCGGUGCAGACUCAAUAUUCGCCAGGUGACCACGUGUUUGCCGAUCGUCUGGAAGAGCUGUCCCGGGUUGAGGUACUAUGGGGGAAGUCACGUGGAGAUCUGGAGAAGAUUAUCUGCACGGAACCUAUUCUAGGCUGGGAAGGAGAGAACAUCACAUCCCUGGGGGAGGUCGUGUGGUCAUCCUCAGUGGUGCUUCACAACAAAUACACUGAGGUGAAGAGCAGGAGGCACCUCGUCCUCUUCCCCCUGCAUCUGCUGAUUCUGGCUGUGGACGAUGAGACACAGAGGUUCCUCUAUCAGGGCCUGCUGCCUCUGUCAGGGAUUUCAGUCAGAAUGUUAGUGGAGAACACGUUUGAAAUUACAGGUUCAAUGUUUGACUCCAAGAUAAUAAUGUGUUCCAACGAGGAAGAGUUCCGAAUAUGGAUGGCCCAUUUACCAAGGAGAGUGAAGAAGGCUUCCCUCUAUCGACCCCAUAAACAGCACAGACUGGAAAUGCUGAUUCCCUGCGAUGAAGCGUGGAAGAGGCUGGAGCUCGAGAAGUACCUACGGCAGAACCCUAUCCGGGGUUGGGAAGGAACUCCCAUUCAGCACAUGGGACACAUUGUCUAUCUGUCCAUGGUGCAAAUCCGCUUUGCACACAGCCAGAGAUUUGAGGAAAGAAUCAUGGUUUUAUUUCUGGAUGAUCUUAUUAUACUUUCCACUGAUGAGCAGAAAACUGCUGUUCAGUAUGAGGGCAGACUUCCUACACAAAGCAUCAGAGCUUUGGAAAGAUCAGCACGAAUUGGACACCUGGAAUUUGAAAUUAGAGGAGAAAUGAUGGAACCCGUGCAAGUCUCCUGUGCCAGGCCCAGUGAAUAUAAAAAGUGGUUUUUCCACCUACAGAAGCCCGACCACAGCACCAGCACGCUGCCCUUUAACCGACAACCCCCACCCCGACUGCCGAAAAAGAGGAGCAGCUGCCACUACUAGAGCUUCGUUUCACUGAGCCACGACGCGAGAAACAACGGCUUCGUCCAGAUGCACAGAGAUGGCUGUUGGAUCUGAACCCUGGGUUACUAAGUUGCCAGGUCACCUUUUAUUGUUGACCACAGUGUCACAUAACAUGACCAGAGAUGUGGUAUCAGGGAGUAUACCAUCAAUUACCUCAGACACAGAUUCCAGCAGCCCACAGACACUGAUCCCAGCAGCAUGCACUGAUCCCAGCAGCACACACUGAUCCCAGCAUCCCAGACACAGAUCCCAGCAGCACGCACUGAUCCCAGCAUCCCACAGACACAGAUCCCAGCACACACUGAUCCCAGCAUCCCACAGGCACAGAUCCCAGCAGCACACACUGAUCCCGGCAUCCCACAGACACAGAUCCCAGCAGCACGCACUGAUCCCAGCAUCCCACAGACACAGAUCCCAGCAGACGCACUGAUCCCAGCAUCCCACAGACACAGAUCCCAGCACACACUGAUCCCAGCAUCCCACAGGCACAGAUCCCAGCAGCACACACUGAUCCCGGCAUCCCACAGACACAGAUCCCAGCAGCACGCACUGAUCCCAGCAUCCCACAGACACAGAUCCCAGCAGACGCACUGAUCCCAGCAUCCCACAGACACAGAUCCCAGCAGCACGCACUGAUCCCAUCAGCCCAUUGACACAGACUCCAGCAGCAAGCACCGAUCCCAUCAGCCCAUGGACACAGGUCCCAGCAGUAUACACUGAUCCCAUCAGCCCAUGAACACAGAUCCCAGCAGCACACACUGAUCCCAGUAGCCCAUGAACGCAGAUCCCAGCAGCACACACUGAUCCCAGCAGCCCAUGAACACAGAUCCCAGCAGCACACACUGAUCCAGUAGUGGACAGACACUGACCCCACAGAAGUUGAGGUGUGACAAAUGGAAAACUGUUGCAGGUGAUUUUGGGUUCAGUACACCUGCCCAACAAUCAUCUCAGUCACACCCAGUUCACAUGAAGUGCGCUUUUUCUUAAAUGAACAGCUAUUUGUUAAUGAAUCUUCAACCUUCUGUUUCUAAAGGUCCUAGUGUCGAAACUCGUUCAUUUUCAAAACAGGAAGCGUAUCAUUUCCUGCCAGUCAAAGUUGUUUGUGCAGGAUUGUUCUAGCUCUGUACCAACAGCUUUGCAGAUUAUUGUGUAAAAGAUUCUUACCCUCAUGAGGAAAGCGUAACUGUGAACUAACCUCUCCACUUUACAAUUCGCUAGGCACUAGUACUGACUCGCAACGGGUGUCUGUACUGUAGUACUGACUCGCAACGGGUGUCUGUACUGUAGUACUGACUCGCAACGGGUGUCUGUACUGUAGUACUGACUCGCAACGGGUGUCUGUACUGUAGUACUGACUCGCAACGGGUGUCUGUACUGCAGAUUUGGACAAUAAGUUUGAAAACGUUUUGUGCUAUGAUUCUGGUCAUGAGUACAGAAGCCAGCAGCUUCCCCGAGGGUGAAUGGCCUCUGGAUUGAGGAAGAGAUACCCGUGGAGUGAUGAGGGUUUGUCUCACAGGUUGAAUGGGGAGGGAAGAAUAAUAAAAAGUUCUGAAAGAAGUUAUUUUGUAGUCGCUGAAGCAAUACUUGUGGAGAGCAUCAAGGAGUAAGGCUCAUUCGUGGAGACCACACAGUCUCGAUGGGCCAAAUGAUCAAAUGAUUGCCAGUGCUUCAGGCUUCUUGGUGUUGGCUGAAUGAAAACUCUUCCAAGCUCAUCAUAUCGCAUUUAGAGACAAGAUAGGUGUUGUAUGCUGAGCUUUGCACAAGUCUACAGAUCCUCCUUCACCCCAUCAUGGCACCAGCUGCAGAGUGGGGAUGACCAUCAAACCUCACCUAUUUCACCCUUUCCCCUGAUGGACCAUCCUUUCCCCUGAUGGCCCAUCCUUUCCCCUGAUGGUCUAUACUUUCCCCUGAUGGUCUACACUUUCCCCUGAUGGACCAUCCUUUCCCCUGAUGGUCUAUACUUUCCCCUGAUGGUCUACACUUUCCCCUGAUGGCCCAUCCUUUCCCCUGAUGGUCUACACUUUCCCCUGAUGGACCAUCCUUUCCCCUGAUGACCCGUCCUUUCCCCCGACAGUCCAUAAUAUUGUGCAGUCUUUAUUUUCCUUCUGCCUUCUGAAGUGAAUUCACUCCUGUGCUCCCACUCUGGUCAUUAUCACCUUUGUGUUUGUAGGGACUUUCUGUGAGUAACCUGGCUUCGUCCUUUGUCAAGUGACCACAGUGACAGAGUACUUCUUUGGAUGUAAAAUGUAUUGGAGGUGAAUUAAUGCAGUAUUUGCACCCUCCUACCUGUAUCUUCAGUCCCAGUGAGACAAUGAGUAGAUCCCACCGACUGGGUGUGAGAUAUAGCUGCCUCACACCCUGCCUGUCACUGGACGUCAUUCUGGGCUCUGGUUAAGUCAGAAAUAUUCCUGUGGUCGAUGGAAAUAUUAAAUCAGGGGUUUGAGACUGCUCGUAGCAAGGGAGAGGGUUACAGGCAGCAUUGGCAGUGUGAUGUGUGGGCAGACACAGCAAAAACAGGAUCAGAGAGAAUAUGCAUGCUGAUUCACACCCAUCAAUGGCACAGAGCACAUGGAGUGGGGUUUAAUAUGUGAUCUGGUCACCUCCUACCACUUCCUUCAAUUUCCCUCCAUGGCCAACACAGGUGAUGAUGUCAUUAGUGUAGACGGAGUGUGUUACUCGCAUGGACUGAAACAGCCUGCGGAAAUCAUACACUGAAGCCAGCUUCACAAGACAGAACCUACCUGUGACCAACAACUGCUCAUCUCUUCAGUUGUCCAAACACCUCCUGUGGUGAAGUCACUGUUCAUGCAAGGGUUCUCUUAAAUAAAGACAUUUCAAUUUGAAGUAAUUCUCUAUGCACUACUUAUUUCAUUCAAACUGUUGUCUUCUCAUUUCCCACUGACUGGCUGAAGAAAUAAACUGCUCAGGUGCAAUACCCUUUGCCCCAGACCUCACCCCCAACCCCACAGUGUCACUCACUAACCCACUGACCCCCUCACCCUCACACUCAAACCUCACCUGCUGAUUCCAGACCCUCACACGCUGACCCAUAACCCUGGACUCAAAGCCUUACCCGCUGACCGCUGGGCCUUCAUUUUCUGACCUCAGAGUAGAUGGGACGGGAGGAGAUGGGUCUGUAGUGGGGGUGGAAUUAGGGUGUGAUGGGAACAGGGGACAGGACUGGUGUCAAAGGCAACAGUUUCUCAGCAGAUACCACCCAUCCUUUCUCCCUGCUCCUGUGAUAGAGAUAGAUCAGCCGGCUGUGUGGUGUCACAACAACCUCAUAUUCAAGAUUAGCACGAUCAAAGAACUAAUGGCAGACUACAGGAAGGGUAAGUCAAAGAACACAUCAGUCGUCAUUGACUGAUAAGCAGGUUCAAGAUCCUGGGUGUCAACAUCUCUGAGGAUCUAACCUGGGCCCAACAUAUUGAUGCAAUUACAAAGAAGGCACAUCAGCAGCUACAUUUCAUUAGGAGUUUGAGGAGAACUGGUGUGUCACCAAAGACUCCAUCAAAUUUCUACAGACGUACCAUGGAGAGCUUUCUGACUGGUUGCAUCACCGUCUGGUGUGGA